AAAAGCAUAAAUAAACGAAAAUCAGAGAGAGCUGAGGAGCCCUAGCUUCAGCUGGUCACCUUCUCCAACUCGCCGCUGUAUCUCCACAUCUCCCCCAACAUCCACCCUGCAGACGAUAGAAGUUUUUUCUAUUCUUCCGAGAUGGUUAGUACUGAAGAUUUGGAUGCCGAUGAUGAUUUCAGUGAAAUAUACAAGGCGUAUACUGGCCCUGUGAGUUCCAAUCCUCCAAAAGAACAAGAUAAAGCCACAAACAAAAGAUCCCUUGCUGGGUCAGAUGAAGAGGAGGAAGCUCGUGACCCUAAUGCUGUCCCAACAGAUUUUACUAGCCGCGAAGCAAAGGUUUGGGAAGCUAAAUCCAAAGCUACAGAGAGGAACUGGAAAAAGAGAAAAGAGGAGGAAAUGAUUUGUAAAAUAUGUGGCGAAUCAGGCCACUUCACCCAGGGUUGUCCAUCUACACUUGGGGCAAACCGCAAGUCCCAAGAUUUCUUUGAGAGGGUGCCUGCGAGGGACCCUCACAUGAGAGCUUUAUUCUCAGAAGAUGUAUUGAAGAAAAUUGAGAAGGACAUUGGUUGUAAGAUCAAGAUGGACGAAAAGUUUAUCAUUGUCAGUGGCAAAGAUAGGCUGAUUUUGAGAAAAGGUGUCGAUGCUGUUCACAAAAUUAGAGAAGGAGGCGACAACAAGGCUUGUCAAAAAUUUCAUGGAGAGGGUGAGAACAAAGGGGCUUCUAGCUCCCCUGUUUCGCGUGCCAAGUCACUUGAACAUAGAAGUCCUCAUAGCUCUAGAAUGGGACGAUCGGGUUCCCAGAAGUCCAAUUCGAGCCCUCACAAUGCUCCACAUAUCCCACAUAGGUAUGGUAGACAAGAGAGAGUCAUGGAAGACCAUGUUCGUCAAGAUAUUCAGAAAUUGUCAAGUGGGUCUCCCCAUGCGAGAGGUAAGUUCUUAGGCUCAGGUGUUAUGUUCGAUUCUGAUAUUACUUUCGUGGUGGUUCUGAAUUGAAAUGGAUGGUCUCCCAAAAAUUGAUUUUUUAAUUCAAAGCGUAUCAAGUCUCGUUUGCCCCCAGAUGGAUACACUAUAGAUAGUGUCAAGCUUCAAGAAUUCUUAGAGAUGUUGAGAAAACAUGGAAGUGCUUAACAAAAAUCUUCCUUUGGUGAAGCUUAUGUUAGUGAUGGAGUUAGAGGUCAACCAAGUCGUUCCAAGUCUCCCGCACGUCCCUCGUACUAUGGAAAAUCCUAUAACAAUUCGUACGGAGACCACACUCACAACAGAGGUGGCAUCAGGACAGAUGGCUGGAAUUCUGAUAGAGGCAGAUUAAACAUGCAAUCGGAUCACCCUAACUUUAACUAUCCUCCCUUUCCCCAGACUCUGGAGGAUUUAGAGUUACAGUAUAAAAGGGAGGCCAUGGAACUUGCAAGGAUUCGAGACACAGAAGAAGAUGAAGAAAAUUGCAAGCAUCGUGAGGCUCUUAGAGAAAUAUGGGAAAGUCACACAAAAAAGGCAGCUACACUGAUGGGAACACAUGCGAAUAUGUGGGACGAAUUUCUUCGAGUGGAGGGCCAGAGGAGGCAAGAAACACGCCUGCAAGUUCCUGCAGUGGGUUUUGGUGGCUACAAGCAAUCGGGUUAUGUCGAACUAAAUACUUCUUCUGGAAAUCCUCAUCAUUCAGGAGAUGUUAUGCACUCUAGGGGCCGAUACCCUAAUGCUGUUGACCAUGGUUACCCUUAUGAAGACUUUCAACGUCAAAGGCGAGAUGACUUUGGGAGACCAUAUCACAGAUACUAAAUUGGUUGUUGGUUUUGAACUUUGGUGAGUUUCCAAUAGGGAUAUCCAGGUUAUUGAGGUAUUGAAUGCAAUAAUUUGGAAGUAUGGGUCUGUAUAUUUAUUCUUAAGUGCACUCGCAAUCUGAAUUACCUGCUUCCAAAAACAUUUCAGGAUGUAGUUGUUGCUUUGGUUCAAGUUUUAUUCCAUGGGAGCUAUCUGUCUAAGGGGAUUUGAAUGCGUGGCAUUGGUGCCAAAGUUAUUGGAGAGCAGGUGUUUGUAGAUCUAACUGAUGUUGAAAAUGUUUACGGCCUCACCUUGAACUCUUAUGGCUGCUGGGUUUUAUCAUUUAUGAAGGCAGAUUUACCAUUUCAUGUUUAUAUUGUGACAUGGAUUGCUUGGAUGUGUUGCACGUGUGAUUUAUUCAACCGAUCAAUUAUGAAUGAAUUGGAAUGCUGGUUUGGACUGUCAAGCUAUGACAAGUUCCUGCAUGUUCCUGAAUCCUGAUUAUAUACAGAAGAAAUAUGAG
Messenger RNA from Striga asiatica, 2284 nucleotides. NCBI's taxonomy places the organism in Eukaryota, Viridiplantae, Streptophyta, Magnoliopsida, Lamiales, Orobanchaceae. The record is from the annotation of a GenBank genome assembly.